Sphaerulina musiva SO2202 is the source of this 1495-nucleotide messenger RNA. RefSeq lists its product as uncharacterized. Lineage: Eukaryota; Fungi; Ascomycota; Dothideomycetes; Mycosphaerellales; Mycosphaerellaceae. The record is from RefSeq and is a predicted model, not a curated record. The transcript has 3 exons. Gene Ontology annotation, cellular component: ascospore wall; prospore membrane; lipid droplet. Bases 79 to 924 code for a protein of 281 amino acids.
CGCCAUCAGAGCAACACAAACUCUCGUGAGAAGCACUACUACCUGUAGUGACUUAGAUCAGCGCAUCCAGUCGACGAGAUGGCGGAUAAAAUCAAGGAGACCGCGAAGCAGGAGAUUUCAGCGACCGCCAAACAGGCCAGCGAUGCCGCCAAAUCUGGAGCAUACCUAUAUCCACUCCAGGGCAUCUUCUACUUCUGGACGCACAAGUCACUAUGGAAGCCCUUCCUCAGUCGCCUCGUGCCCACCAUGGGUCUCGGAGCGGCAGUCACGACCGCCAUGUUCUUCUUCACAUACCUACCCCAACUGGGAGUCCUAUUCUUCACAUCAGGACCCCUGGCGGUUGCUUCGACGGUCGUGCUGGUUCUAUCAGAGUCCAGUACCCUCACUAUGGUUCUCGCCAAGACUCUUUUGAUUGAGGAUGCCUUGAUCGAUACCUUUGAUGGAACCCUUGUUGCAAAGGGCCACACAGGUCUCGUCGAGCAGCAACGACAAGUCAAGGGGUCUUCGUUCGGCGACUCGGUGCAGAGACUCGGAAAGCUAGCUACCAAGCCAUUCCAGAAGUUUACGCCUGCUGCUCUGGCUCGCUACCUCAUCUCACUGCCACUCAACUUCAUUCCCGUUGUUGGUACAGUGAUGUUCGUUCUCCUUCAAGCUCGCAACCGCGGACCAGCCACUCACGCCCGCUACUUUCAACUCAAAGGCAUGAACGCCGCUCAGAAGGAGCGCUACGUGGAAGCUCGCAAGGGAUCCUACACGGCUUUCGGCGUGCCGGCUGUCCUCCUCGAGAUGGUCCCACUUGCCGGCAUCUUAUUCGCUUUUACGAACACCUGCGGUGCAGCACUGAUGGCUGCAGACUUUGAGCAGCAUGGCGACACCAGCCCAGAAUUGAGGGAUAAGGCUAGCAGUUCUAAGAAGGCUGCAUAGUGAUGUGCUGAUCAGAGACUAAUCGCAGGAAGUUCUGAAGGGCUUCCCUCGUGCGGAUGUUCCUGUGCAAUUGGAGCAUCACUCAGAGCGGUCUGUACGAAGUACAUGUUAUGGACGGCUGUGGCUUUCUAUCUGCUCGAUCGUUAGAUUAUUGAGCUUGAUCGGCGCAGAGUGCUUACCUCUUCUAGUGGUAAUCGUGGUUGACAAAGGGGGUCGAUCAGUGUUUCAGACUCUGGUGCCUCGACAAGAUUCUCAUCCAAAUAACCUCCUUUCGUAUGUCUUCCCAAGUGCCUCCCAACUGUGCAGUCCUCGUCCAGUGACGAGGCUGAACGGGGAUGGAAGAGGUGGUUUUUUGACACUUGAAUUACAACCUGCCAUGAUUGCUGGAAUUAGGUUGCGAAAGCCGAUGUUUUGCCCAUAUGCGCGAGUGAGCACAUCCUAGACCUGGGCUAAAACCUGUAUGGAACAAGAAGUGUAUUGUAAAAAGGGUGUAUCGAAGCUCGAUCCUUUUCUUUGAGAUGAGCUUCAUAUGAAGUACAUGUAACUCAUACCUUCUAAUAGAGACGAGCAG